UCACACAUCGCCUUCAUCAGUCUAGCGUUUGCGAUUGAAGAGUCUAGUUACUGUGUAUUUACGUCCCGCCUGAUUGAUCGUCAAUUACUGUUGAAUUUAUUUAUCCCCUAUCACCUAAUCUAGAUAUUAAUCGUUUUAAAAAUGUCCUGGUACUAUACUCCUCACCCUACGGUAUACCCUGCGGAAGAAUUCGAUGCCUCUGCCGAUGCCAACGCACUACGAAAGGCCAUGAAGGGCUUCGGAACCGAUGAGCAAGCCAUCAUCGACAUCCUCUGUGCUAGGACAAACCAGCAGCGUCAGGAAAUCUCGGAGGCCUUUACCCGGGAAUUGGGACGGGAUUUGAUCGAGGAUCUGAAGUCAGAGCUAGGCGGCAAGUUCGAAGAUGUAAUCGUCGGGCUCAUGAUGCCUCCGGCCAAGUACCUCUGCAAACAACUGCACAAGGCCAUGGAUGGAGUCGGGACUAACGAGAAGACUCUGAUUGAGAUCUUGUGCUCGCUAACCAACGAACAGAUGCACGACUUGGUGGCCAACUACGAGGAGAUGUACGAUCGUCCAUUGGCGGAGCACCUUUGCAGCGAGACGUCCGGUAGCUUCCGGCGGCUGUUGACGAUGAUCUGUAUCGGCGGUCGCGAUCCACAAGGUACCGUUGAUCCAGAUUUGGCCGUCGAACAGGCCAACCAGUUGUAUAACGCGGGCGAAGGAAAGCUCGGUACCGACGAGGAAGUUUUCUACAAGAUCUUGGCCCACGCUAGUUUUGAUCAGCUGGAGAUUGUUUUUGAGGAGUACAAAAGCCUUACCGGGCGUACAAUCGAGCAAGCGCUGAAGUCAGAACUGAGCGGUGAACUGUACGAUGCCCUGAGCUCGAUUGUGGAAUGCGUCCAAAUGACCCCGCAUUUCUUCGCCAAAAGGCUACACAAAGCUAUGGACGGCGUCGGAACGGACGACGCGUCUCUGAUCCGCAUCAUUGUAUGUCGAUCGGAGAUCGAUCUACAGAACAUCAAGGACGAGUUCGAGCAAAUGUACAACAAGUCGCUAUACAGCGUUGUCAAGGGAGAAACGUCUGGUGAUUACAAGCGUGCCUUACUUGCACUUAUCGGUGAUGCUUAGAGCAAGUUUCCUGAGUCAUACAAAGUCCAUCAAACAUCUACGUGUAUGCUAUCUAAAUGUCUGAAUUCUCAGAAAACGAAUCUCUAUGCAAAGUAUACGUCAUAGUUUCGCGAAAUAAUUUAUUCAUUUAAUGCGCACAGUAUUCCGAUUGACUCACAUUCUCAAGCUCCUUCACGAAUAUUUCUAAUGGAAAAGGUAGCUGCCAAACCAAAUGAACAGACGUCAAGAGAGACAAAUUGAGGAUUUUAAAUCUCCAUGAAUCGAACUAACUAACGCGUAGAAUAUUUGUCUCUGUAUUUGUUAGAAAAAUAAUUUAUUCGCUGUUGAGAUUUCUUUUCCAGGCAUGCAUCUCUACGUAUGUGUAUUCAUCUAUGUGUAUCUAUCCAAGAAUAAACGUUGCCUUCGAGCAAAACCAAACCAAA
Molecule: messenger RNA, 1529 nt
Organism: Aedes albopictus (Asian tiger mosquito)
Lineage: Eukaryota; Metazoa; Arthropoda; Insecta; Diptera; Culicidae
Product: annexin B10
Exons: 4
Coding region: 142-1107 (321 amino acids)
Cellular component (GO): cytoplasm
Molecular function (GO): calcium ion binding; calcium-dependent phospholipid binding
Source: RefSeq, a predicted model, not a curated record